Molecule: messenger RNA, 434 nt
Organism: Carya illinoinensis
Lineage: Eukaryota; Viridiplantae; Streptophyta; Magnoliopsida; Fagales; Juglandaceae
Product: NADH-ubiquinone oxidoreductase chain 1
Exons: 1
Coding region: 93-434 (113 amino acids)
Biological process (GO): aerobic respiration
Cellular component (GO): membrane
Molecular function (GO): NADH dehydrogenase activity
Source: RefSeq, a predicted model, not a curated record
ACUGUACCGUAGCUGUUCCAGCGGAAAUACUUGGAAUAAUUCUACCACUUCUACUAGGAGUAGCCUUUUUAGUGCUAGCUGAACGUAAAGUAAUGGCUUUUGUGCAACGUCGAAAGGGUCCUGAUGUAGUGGGAUCGUUCGGAUUGUUACAACCUCUAGCAGAUGGUUUGAAAUUGAUUCUAAAAGAACCUAUUUCACCAAGUAGUGCUAAUUUCUCCCUUUUUAGAAUGGCUCCAGUGGCUACAUUUAUGUUAAGUCUGGUCGCUCGGGCCGUUGUACCUUUUGAUUAUGGUAUGGUAUUGUCAGAUCCGAACAUAGGGCUACUUUCGCUCCAAGGCCGGUUCUCAUCAACUGAGAGCUCCACUCCAAGAGAGGGAAAGCAGCACAAGGUGAAUUCCGUGAGACCUAUGAAUGCUUUGAAUGAGAUCUAUUAG